CCUAUAAACCACCAGCGAAGAAGCCUAAGAAGCUCCAAUCCUAAAUAUUUUCUCUCUCUACACAAAAAUAUGACAUACCAUUCUCUCUCUAAAAAUCCUAUUUUCGCACCAACUCUUUCCACCUAUUCUUGAACAAGAAGAAUUCUCCCUCACAUCCACAGAAAAUAUAUGUCAUAUACUAGUUACCAGUUCAUCAACAACAUGUAUUUCUGACUUAUUUUCUAUUGUUAAUGGAGAGCAGUUAGUUAGCAGGUCUGAAGAAGAAAAAGACAGAAGUCACAGUUUGGUUGGUUUGGAGUUUUUUCAACGAAUAGUAGCAGUUGAAGAAAAAGGAGGAAUCUCAUAAAUAUUGUCUUUUGUUUGGUUCACUGGUUUUGUACAUAUAAAUGCGUAUGUUUAACAAGCAACAAAUUUGACUAAUUGGGGAUGCUUUUCUCAUUUCAAUUUUCAAUCAAUCAUAUUGUAUACAUCUAGCUACGUCUUUCCUUUUCUUCCAUUUUCCUUCAUUUUCUGUGUCUGCGAGAAAGUGGUAGAAAAUGGCGGAUUAUCCAAAGACGGCGCAUAUGGAUUCCGAUGCUCUGAAUUCAUUUGGUGAAGUCUGUGAAUCAGAAGAAAUGGGUACCCAGAAAAUAUCUGUUUCUGAUCAAACAAACAUUAAAUCUGAUAGCUUCAUAGUGGACAUGGAACGAUUCUCUAAUAUCACCGAUAAAGACAAAACUGCAAAUUCAAGAAUCACUUUGCAGAGAAACCUUUCACGUAAAGGGUCACCGCGAAGUGGCGAGAAGAAGAAGAAUUCAACUGCUACCAAUGACAAAGACAUCACUCUAGUUGCCAUGUCUUCACCAAGAGCUGCUUUAAAUGGGGCUAGCAUUAGCACGCCUGAAAAGUCCAUGGUGGUGACGGUGGGGUCCACGGAUCGUUCUGUCAACCCUCAACUCCAUCACCAGAUCACUAUCGUGACCAACAACAUUGGCGGCACCACCCCCACCGAAAGCAAAUGGGGUGGCAGAAGAUUCAGUUUCAGACGCUCUUCUCCUUCUUGGGCUAUUGAUCCUAGGAAGAUCCUCCUCUUCUUCGCCACCAUGUCAAGCAUGGGAACUUUAGUACUGAUUUACUUCAUACUUUCCAUGAACAAGCUUAGUGAGGAUGACAACCCUCAAUAUCGGUAGCAAACGAAAACAAAACAACAAAGAUGAUAGUGGUGUCCCUCCAAUGAAAGCAACUAGCUUGGUUUGACAAAAGUUGUGGCAAAAUGAUUGAAGGGAAGGGGUAAAAAAAAAAAAUGGAAGGGAGGAAAAUACUGGGAUUGAAAAGCGAAUAGACCUUCCAUUCGAACUCAGCACUUUGCUUUUUCAGGCCGGUUAUAUUAUAUAUUCUUGGCGAUGAAGACAAGGAAUAGAGCACUAUGACAAAGAUAGGGAAUCUUGAUUUAUAUAUAUGAAUGUAGGGAUCAAAACACAUGAUGUGGGUUACCUUUUGUCUUAGUUUUAUGUAUCUAUCUCAAGCUCAAUCUUAAUGGAGGACAAGAAAGUUACUUUUGCA
Cornus florida is the source of this 1542-nucleotide messenger RNA. RefSeq lists its product as uncharacterized. The transcript is spliced from 5 exons. The record is from RefSeq and is a predicted model, not a curated record. The coding region runs from base 537 to 1169 and encodes 210 amino acids. NCBI's taxonomy places the organism in Eukaryota, Viridiplantae, Streptophyta, Magnoliopsida, Cornales, Cornaceae.